This is a messenger RNA of Stegostoma tigrinum, 923 nucleotides long. It is a transcript of the gene atp6v0e2, whose product is annotated as ATPase H+ transporting V0 subunit e2. The transcript has 4 exons. NCBI's taxonomy places the organism in Eukaryota, Metazoa, Chordata, Chondrichthyes, Orectolobiformes, Stegostomatidae. Bases 88 to 333 code for a protein of 81 amino acids. The record is from RefSeq and is a predicted model, not a curated record. Gene Ontology annotation, molecular function: proton-transporting ATPase activity, rotational mechanism. Gene Ontology annotation, biological process: proton transmembrane transport. Gene Ontology annotation, cellular component: proton-transporting V-type ATPase, V0 domain.
GGUGGAUCACGCCCCCUGGGGGGUGUUCUCGUGGAGGAAGCAGCCGGCAGUGGGAAAGCAGGAGCCUGGGGCUUUGAAAAGGACAAGAUGACCAGUCAUUCGGUGACCAUCCCCAUGGUCUGCUUCACUAUCUUCUGGGGACUUGUGGGCUUUGCUCUGCCUUGGUUUGUGCCGAAGGGUCCUAACAGAGGUGUAAUAAUAACCAUGAUCGUCACCACAGCUGUUUGUUGCUACUUGUUCUGGCUCAUUGCCAUCCUAGCUCAGAUGAACCCUCUGUUUGGCCCGCAGCUCAAGAAUGAGACUAUCUGGUAUCUCCGCUACUUCUGGGAAUAAGGGAGAAAUACAACAGAUCAUCCAUGAUGCUGACUGACGACUUCAACAUUUCAGAAUACCCUGUCAUCUCCACAUUCCCUGCAAAAAUCAUACCUAGUGAAACUUUGUACAUUCUCGCUGCCCCCUGACUCCUGCUCUGCAACAGGCAUUUAACUUUUGUUCCUGACCUGACGUCAUUGCAUGAAAGUAAAACGAUGAUUUCUGCCUCACCAAACCCAAGGAGUCCCCAGGCAGCAGCGAAAGGUUUCAUAAAAAUUUGUUUGAGGAUAUUUUAAAUUAACUGUGUGCAAUCCUCAGGAUGCUAAUUUCUGAUCUUCCUUUCUGUUUGUAAUUACAAGGCGUCCCAGGAACCUGCUCCAAUUAAAAAUUAUUUUUCAGUAGGUAAAGAAAACUAGCAGACAUUAAGGAGGGUAGCUAUACUGUGCUUAAAUUACUGUGACAAAUCCAUGUAGCAAUGUUUUGAUCUGUAAGGGAAUAUUUAUUUUGUUUCAGCAAUCUGCCACCAAAUAUGUCUAAAAGUAGGAAUUGAUGUUCAAUGCUGUAAUCUUUAAAAAUGUUGACAGUGCAAUAAAAUCAGAUUGUGUCCCAUC